Messenger RNA from Vespa crabro (European hornet), 1429 nucleotides. RefSeq names its product cuticle protein 64-like. The transcript is spliced from 3 exons. The coding region runs from base 9 to 650 and encodes 213 amino acids. Lineage: Eukaryota; Metazoa; Arthropoda; Insecta; Hymenoptera; Vespidae. The record is from RefSeq and is a predicted model, not a curated record.
UCGGCAAGAUGAAAGCCCUCCUAGCGAUCAUCCUUGUGCUGUGCACAUACGCAGCUGGAUCACCAUCCUCGCGACAACGUCGAGAAAUCUACGGUGGUUAUGGACAUGGUUAUCAUGCUGGAUACUCUGGACACGGUGUUGCCUUGGCAGGACCAUUACUAGGUCAUACAAGUGUGGCUGGUCCUCGCGUUGGAGCAUCCGUUCUUUCCGGACCUUCGAUUGGACCAGCCAAAUUAUCAGGCUCAGCUUCUGGACCGGUUCACGUAUCUGGUGCUGUUGCUGGUCCAGCCGUUGUUACUGCUUCCGUUGCUGGACCUGCAUAUGUCGAAGGUUACAAUGGACCAUACGAUGGUGGAUACUAUAACUCUCCUUCUUUCGCCGGUUACGGUUACGCGGGUUCUCCUGGCUACGUCGGUUACGCAGGAUAUGCAGGAAACGCGGGAUACGCAGGACACGCAGGACACGGCGUUGUCCUCGCAGGACCUGCGUCCCACGGCGCCGUCGUAUCAGGACCUCAUUCUGGCGGCUCGGCCGUCGCCGGUCCUCAUGCCGGUUCGGUGAUCAUUGCUGGUCCCUCGGGAAAAAUCACAGCUCAUGGUGCCGGAUACGGUGGAGUUCAUGCUGGAUUGCAUAAUCACGGUCAUUGGUAACGAGAGUAUUGUCCCUUGAAACUCAUUUAAAAAUGUCCAAAAAUACUCGAUGUCUCGUUCACCAAUUAUUUUCUAUAUAUGAUGAUGAUGAUAGCUUCGUUCCUUCUAUUUUCUUCCUUUAUACUUUUUUUUAACUUUUUUCUUUUUUCUUUUUUUUUUUUUUUUUAAUAUCUUUCCAACCUUUUCUCCAACACCAACAAUGUCAUUCAUUAACUUGAUAUUAUUACUUAUCUCUCUUCCCUUUCUCUUUAUCUCUCUCUUUUCUUUUUUUCUUUCACUAUCUCUCUUUAUCUUUUCUUUUGAAAUAUCGUUCGCACAGUUUCACGACGACGCUAGGAGCAUUCGCGGUGCUUUCAGCUGAAUAUGCGUAUUUAUAACGAUGGUUUCCCCUUGUACGAGAAAAAUAAAUGUGUUCUCUUUCUGUAAAAACAUUUCCAGGAACUAAGAGAUUUCCAGGAAUUAGAGAUUCUUUUUAGGGGCGCAUCCUUUUUAAUCUGUUAUAAUUUCCACGCAAGAUACUUGUGCAGAACGGACGAUACUCGCAUGCAUUAAAUGUAAUUAAAUUUACUAAGGAAUUUGGUGGAAAAAAUUUGACAACAAAGAAGGAGCUUUUAAUAGAAAUUUAUAUGAAAAUAAAAUGACUGACAUGUAAAAUGGACAUGUUAAUCUAUGUAGAAUAGAAUCAGAUGAAUUCUUUUUCUUUGUAAUCGAUCGAUUUAUCAUAAGAUAAAAUUUAUUUAUAUACUUCCCUAUUAAAAUAUAUUUGAUAGAAAUAAUCA